Messenger RNA from Myxozyma melibiosi, 2145 nucleotides. RefSeq names its product Nup53/35/40-type RNA recognition motif-domain-containing protein. Gene Ontology annotation, cellular component: nuclear pore nuclear basket; nuclear pore central transport channel; nuclear membrane. Bases 1 to 2145 code for a protein of 714 amino acids. The transcript has 3 exons. Gene Ontology annotation, biological process: NLS-bearing protein import into nucleus; nuclear pore organization. NCBI's taxonomy places the organism in Eukaryota, Fungi, Ascomycota, Lipomycetes, Lipomycetales, Lipomycetaceae. Gene Ontology annotation, molecular function: nucleic acid binding; structural constituent of nuclear pore; phospholipid binding. The record is from RefSeq and is a predicted model, not a curated record.
AUGUUCGGGGCGGCAUCUACUCCUCAGCAGCCUACAUUCGGCGGCUUCGGCGGCCUGAGCAACAACACGAAUACCACCACGAACGCGCCAGGCACGCCGUCACUCACCCUCUCGCUCAACAACACCGGAUCGACGACAACCACUCCGUUCGGCGCCGGCACGCCAAACUCACUAGCAGUCCCCCCGUCGACGCCGCAACUUGGCGCAGCAGCAGCGCAGAGCAACGGGACGCCGCAGCAGGGCGGGUUGUUUGGUGGAUCUUCUACGGACGGUAGUCUGUUUGGCCAGCCGCCGAGCGCGAAGAGGCCUGCGUCGAGCGGCGCCGCGUUUGGCGGGUCGUCGACGAAUAACACUACGCCGGGGUCGUUUGCGCUCGGAUCUACGAACCCGACUGCGUCGACGGCGACGUUUGGUGGGUCGACGACAUUUGGCGCGAGUGGGCAGCAGGCGUCGAUCUUUGGUGGCCAGCAGCAGCAGCAGCAGCAGCAGCAGCCGCAACAACUACAGCCACAGCAGCAGCAGAUGCAGUCGCCGUUCGGGGGUGGUUCUCGGAUGAGUCUGUCGCAUUCGCAGUCGGUGUUUGAUCUACGAGGAACAGCUACAACGCCGUCGCAGCAGCUUCAAUCGUAUCAGCUGCAGCAACUCCAGCUGCAACAGCAACAGCAGCAGCAGCAGCAACAGCAGCAAAAGUCGAAUCUGCCGCAGUCGACGGUGGACUAUCUUACCUCGUCACCCUCGCGCUCCAUUCCAGCCUCGCCAUCGUGGAUGUCUGGCGCAGACUCGUCCGGGCGGAGGUUCGUGCCGAGCCACAUCGCGCACAUGAGGCAGAAGAACGCGCAGCAGAUGCACGCGAGCCAGUCGAGCUAUUUCUCGCCCUCGGGCGCAACAACGCCGUACGGGUCCCCGCUGACGACAGCUGCAUCCACACCGCCUGUCCCGCCGCCGACGCCGCUGAUGUCGUCCGGGCUAGGCCAGUCGUCGAGCCGGCUGAAUUCGCCGCUGAACUCUGCGUUGCGGCAUGCGUCGAGCAGUAAGAAGUUUGGCGGGCAGUCGUUUGGCACGCCGAAGCCGCAUCAUCUGCGAUCGAGCGUGGCCGCGGGGUCGGGCGCGGGUGGAGCAGGCGCGGGGGUGUCGAUUUACGAUUCCGGGUCUGCGUCGUCGUUUGCGUUCCAGAUGCCGCUGAAUACGACUAAUAGUCUGAGUUUCAGCGGUAGUAAUAACAACAACACGAGCAGCAGCGCAAACAGUUCAGAUUAUUCGAUGGAGAUCAGCACGUCGCCGAGCAAGAGCACAAUGUCACUCUCUUCCAAUGAGCAGCAGCAGCAGCAGCAGCAGCCGUCGAGCGUGAUGAUUUUCGGGUUCCCGCCAGAACUGACGCACGUCGUGGUCGACCACUUUUCGAAAUUCGGCACGAUUCUGGAACACCUAUCGACGAGUUCAUCAACGACGAGCGCGUCAGGCGAGGCAGCGCGGCCGCCGGCGCCGGUGGAGACGGGCAAGAACUGGAUCAAGAUCACGUACACGACGGCGAUGGCCGCGAACCGCGCGCUGAUGGAGAACGGGCAGAUGCUAGGCGGGCGGGCGGAUUACGUGCUUGGAUGCGUUGCAGUGCCGAGCGCAGGUGGUGCGCCGUCUUCAAAUUCUUCUUCGUCUAGUAGUGGGGUCUCGGGAAUUAAGCGCAGCGGGGCGCGGUCGGGGUUGAAUACGGCGCGGGGGCUACGGGACGAGCACUUGUUUACGCCGGAGAUGACGCAGGUGAAGGGAGGAAGUGGGGAGAUGGGGAUGUCGCGGACGACGUCGAUGCCGGCGGGAUUAUCCGCAGGAGGAGUAGGGGCAGGGGCAGGGGCAGGCGGAGCGGGGGGACGAAAGUUGGAGGUGAAAGGAGGGGAAGGGAUAUUCAAGGAGAAGGAGCGGAAGCCGUUGAUGAAUAUGACGCACUCGGUGACGUUGCGGGGGAUUGCGAGCCGGUUUAUGGGUGGCGAGGCCGGGGUUGCGGAGAAGCGGGCGAGCGAGGAGGAGCAGCGUGGAAGCAAGCGGGUGAAGAUUCAAGCGAAGAGCAGCGCGGGCGGCGGGAGUGGGCGGUCGUGGGUUGGCGCGUUGGGGAAGCGGGCGUCGGAGAUGAUAUUUGGGUGGGAUGAGCUGUAG